This is a messenger RNA of Symbiodinium sp. CCMP2592, 3969 nucleotides long. The record is from the annotation of a GenBank genome assembly. NCBI's taxonomy places the organism in Eukaryota, Dinophyceae, Suessiales, Symbiodiniaceae.
AUGGGUGAGUCUGCAGGGCACGGUCAGGAGGUCCAAGAGGCUGCAGAGGCCCACGACGGCUCGGAAGGGGCCUUGGAAGGGGCCAACAUUGCCUCCGACAGCCAGGCACGGAUUGAUCCACUUAUGGCGGUUUGCUUCUAUUACCGAUUGUCCUUGCCUCGUCAGGCAAAGCCGCAGGGCAGCCCGGGCAAGCUGGGUCAGGUCCGGGCUUUCAAGCGCAAGCUGGAGGACCGGUCAGGGCGCAGUUUGAGCGGUCGUGAGAGCCUUCGUGCUGGCAUCAUUGACUCGGGCGAGGGUCGAGAUGGCAGGGUUAAGCGGAAGGCAGCAGCCGUGGCCGAUGAGAGGCUGAAGGCACAGAUAGCCAUGGAGAGGGGCGUGCGAGAACGAGCACCAAAGGCACAGGCGAGACCACAGCCACAGGACGAGGAGGUGCAGGCGAAGCCCUCUGAGGCGAAGAAAGGCAAGGGCAAGGGUGGCAAAGACGGGAAAGGAAAGGGAAGAGGAAGAGGCGGAAGAGGUCAAAAGUCUCGGUCGGGAGAGGAACGGGCCAGCGGAUCUCGGACGAGCGCGAAGCCACCGGUGGUGGCCUCCAACGAAGAUGUUUCGCCGGCAACGGCGACGGAGGUACCAUCCACGGAUCCCAAGACAGGCCCUGUGCCCACUGCAAGUGUGGGGGCCGACGACGCAAUGCAGGGCUUGGUCACUUUGGCUGGUGGCGCGAACAGGCUGCCUGAGCGGUUGAGCAACUGCGCCUUUGACACCGGAGGACAGGAGUGGGUGCCUCGUGGCCGGGUCGGCCAGGUGCCCAAGGUUCGACGCCCAUACCUCCUCUACGGCUACACCCACAAGGCGGAGAAGUCAAAGACAGGCAUGGCAGCGUGCAAGCGCUGCGGCGACAAAAUCCCGAAGAGCGCUUUGAGAAUUGGUUAUCCGGUCAAGGACCAACGAGGCGAAUAUGGUGCCAUUGUCAACUGGUUCCACAUGGCAUGCGCGCGGCACGAUGACAUGGCCGUUGCUUAUGCCAAAAUGGGGGACACAAAGAUGUCGAAGACUAUUCUUGGAUAUGCAGAUAUGCCCGUCGACAUGCGCCAAGACUUCCGUGCGGAGCUAAUGAAGCCAAAGGAGGAGAUGGGGUCCUUCAGGGGAUUGCUUCACCCUCGCACAGUCGGAAAGCCCACGCACCACAGCCAUUCUCAAAUUACCCGGCGUUGGACGUGGGUGCAGCUGGACCUGGCCUCGAAGGCGUCUCUAGAGGUGGAAGCACAAGAGACUGAGCCUCCGCCGGAGCCGCAGCCGGAAGCGCCGCCAGCAGAGCAGGCGCCACGCAAGUUGCCGCAGCAUCCGGCCCCAAAAGCUCUCACGCGCUCGAUGCUGGCAUUUCAGUCCGAAGGUCUGGGCUGGAUGCUGGAGCGCGAGGCUGACGAAACCACUCGUGGAGGGAUCUUGGCAGAUGAGAUGGGUAUGGGGAAAACGCUCCAAACCAUUGCGCUUAUACUGGCAGGCGAGAUAAAGGGUGCCACGCUUGUGGUGUGCCCUGCCGCGGCCAUGCUUCAGUGGCGCAACGAGAUCCUGCGCUUCACAGCACCAGGUAGCCUGGAAGUGCGUCUCUAUUAUGGGCUGGACAAGAAGAGCGUGCUGGAUGAUUUGAUGGACGAGACGGUGUAUCUGCGGCGGACUGUGGUUCUCACUACCUACCAGACGCUGGAGAGCGACUAUCGUCAACAGGUGAAUCGGACGAAGGUCCAGUGCCAAUGGUGCGGUCGGCUCUUUCAAAAGCAGAAGCUCUUCUACCACCAGAAGUACUUUUGUGGACCAGACGCUCAGAGGACAGAGAAGCAGAUGAAGUCGCAGCGGAAGGCCGACUUCAAGGAUGAGGCGGUCAAGAAAAUGAAGAUCGGUGGGACCGAGACGAACAUCGUCUUGAACCCGCUCAAUGCGAUCCGCAGUGCGGCCACACAAGCGUUGCGUCGCAGAGCCAAGAGCUCAGGUGCAAUGCCAUUCCCUGUGUCCGUGCUUCCGGAUGAAGCCCAGGCAGCUCUGCGUGGCGCAGGUGAAAGUUCUCCGCAGGCAGGGGCACCGGCCACCCCCGCCAAGCGCCGCCGUGGUAAGGGGCCCGGUGCGGACGCAGAUGCAGCGUGCAGAAACUCCAGCCCUAGCAGCACCCCGGCGCCCGUAUCGAUGCCCAGACACGGGAAUCGAAGUGGAAACACGGGGACCGGCAGCGAUGACGCAUCGCGCGUUGGAUGGGGUGCCACCCUGAACGGCAAGCGUUCGACUAAAGUCAUUGAGCUUACGCAGAGUGAUGACAGCGACAUAGAGCUCUUGCACGAAGAGGGUGCGCAAAGGAAUGGCUUGGCCUUUGGGUCUGCAUCUGCGUCUAAGCCCAAGAAGGGCAAGUCGGCAGAGGUCGAGGCGAACACAGAGGCGAUUGAGCCUCCACCUCCACCUCCUCCUCCUCCUCCUCCCGCUGAUGCUGCAGACAUCGAUCUCUCGAGGUCGGCGUUGUACAAAACGGUUUGGGGCCGCGUUGUCCUCGACGAGGCACAUCGCAUCAAGACUCGGACGAACAGCACGGCACAGGCUGCCUUUGCGCUGCGGGUGCGCGGGUCACGCUGGUGCCUGUCUGGCACCCCGCUCCAGAAUCGAGUGGGGGAGUUCUGGUCCAUCAUCAGAUUCAUCCAGUUCUAUCCAUAUGCGCACUACUUCUGCACAAGGAAAGGCUGCAAGUGUUGCUCGCUGCACUACCGCUUCGAUAUUGAGACCUCGCUUUGCAAGAAAUGCGGCCACACCAAGAUGCAGCAUCGCAGCCACUUCACCACCGAGGUUUCCAACCCUAUCAAGAAGUUCGGCUUCCUUGGUGCCGGGAAGGUGGCCAUGGAGAAGCUGAGAACGGAGGUCCUGGAUCGCAUCCUUCUUCGUCGAACCAAAGUGGAGCGUGCGGCGGAUGUGCAGUCGGAGGCUGAGAUCUCGCUGCAUCGUGGCAUCCAGCCUACUGAGCUGGUAUCUUGGUGCGUCGAGGAUUCCGGAUCCGUGAGCAAAAUGCCGAGCAAGAGUCACGGCAUCGCAGAGGUGUGUGCCUUGUGCCAAGAUGACAUCGAGGAUCGGCGCCAGCAAGCAACUGCAUCGUGCGGGCAUUGCUUCCACAAGGACUGUCUAAAAGAGUAUCUGGAGCAGGCGCCACAGCUGCCGAGUGGCGGCGUCGGGUGUCCCACCUGCUUCGUCCCGAUGACCUGGGCAGAUCCCGAGGCCCAGGCUGGCGCCAGACGUGUGCGGCGUGCUUCACGCUGUUUGUGGGCUUUUUUCACUUGCCAGGAAGAUCAGGAUCAGGAGGAGGACGACGUCAUCCCGGAAGACUUCGAAGCCCCGGCGAAAGAUGUGGAGCCACCGGCAAAGGGACGCCGAAAAGGCAUCAUGCAGAAGAUCAAGACCGCGGACUUCCAAAGCAGCACCAAAAUCGAGGCCCUGCUGCAGGAGAUCCAGAAGAUGCAGGCGGCAGAUCCCUCGAGCAAGGCACUGGUCUUCUCCCAGUUCACGCGUUUCCUGGAGCUCAUCGAGUGGCGCCUGAAGCGGGAGGGCAUCUCUGCGGCCACUGUGCUGGGCAGCAUGCCCAUUGUUUCACGGAACAACAUCAUCGUGUCUUUCCAGACCGAGCCUAGUCUCAAGGUCCUCCUCAUCUCCCUGAAAGCCGGAGGAGAGGGGCUGAACCUGCAAGCAGCGGACCACAUCUUCCUGAUGGACCCUUGGUGGAACCCGGCUGCGGAGGCCCAGGCCAUUCAACGAGCUCAUCGCAUCGGCCAGACCCGGCCGGUGAAGGCGACUCGCUUCGUUGCGGCCAACACAAUCGAGGAGAAGAUCAUCGAACUCCAGGAGAAGAAGCAAACGGUGUUUGAUUGCACCGUGGGCAACUCCAAUCAGGCUUUGCAAAGGCUCACUGCUGAGGAUAUUCAGUUCCUUUUCAGCAGUAGCUGA